CUUGGGUGUCUGUCUUAUCGGUGGGCCCCCAGGCACCAGCUCCUCCCUCACUACUGUAACAACCAGCGCAGGAUUAUCGCCGCCGUCAUCGGGGUUGUUAUCGACCUCCCUCUUCCCCCAACCGAGAUCCUAGGAGAUAAAUCAGAGUCCCGGCGACCUUUUUCCCAUAUAUUACCCUCUCACAAGCCCUGACCACCAAAUCAUCUACCGUCGGGUGCUAUCACCACCGCGAAAUCGAGAUUUAGAGAGCGGAGAUCCGUCGUUGGCGAGCUUGCAAAUCGCGGUUACCUAGGUCUUGGCGUGGUGUUCUGGUGCGGUGGCAUGGUGCCUAGGAGCCUCGACUGCCAUCAAUUCCGCCGCUGGACCGUUGAAGCUUGGGCGAUUGCUCGCCGGACUUGGGAAUUGUCGUUGUGCCGUGCUGCGUCGGGGACCGAGCUCAUCUCAAUCAAAUCACCGGUGUCUGGACAAGCAGCAACAGUUUCUGUGAUGACUGACUGGUGUGCCUUUUAUGGCUGCAGAUUCCUCGACUGGCAGUUCGCAUUGAUCUUCGGUCCAACAGUCAUUUUGCCCCCAAAAGAGUCGACAUAUAUUUUCUACUCGUUGAGUCAAGAACAGGUACCGCAAGAUGAGGCGCAUGGAGGAUGCUAUGACGAGUUCGUGAGAGGUCUAGACCAUCGUCUCCCAGUCAACUUGGGUUGCUGGAUUGUUGUCUCCUUAUGAUGUAAUUAUUUAUUUAUUUUGUAUAGAACUCUUAUUAUAUAGUAAAGAUAUGACAUUUAUUUCUGUACCA
Molecule: messenger RNA, 790 nt
Organism: Zea mays
Lineage: Eukaryota; Viridiplantae; Streptophyta; Magnoliopsida; Poales; Poaceae
Exons: 4
Coding region: 322-720 (132 amino acids)
Source: RefSeq, a predicted model, not a curated record